UAGCAAGGUCCACCACCAUCCAGUUUUCCCUGACGCGGCGACUUGAAAGGCUCGUGGUUUGGAGAGAUUACCUCGUGUUGAGGGGGCGCAUGAGAUGAGAUGAGAGAAGCGUCCGUUCAUUCACUAGCAGAUCCCCUGAACGCUGCGCAACCUGCUGAAGUUUGAACAAAAUACAUUAUACAAAAAGGCCUAAAGCGUGGACAAAAAAGGACUAUUUUGCAUAAAGUUUGGACUCACUGUUACACUACUACAGGAAAGUUUUCUUUUCCAGGAAUAUAUUUGGAUUUAGAUAUGAAUAAAAUUCACGCGCGAUGAAGUCAAAGGAUAAAUGAUAUUUUAAUAAAAAAAAAAAAAAAAUAUGAAAAAAUUUCACAGCAAUGACCAUCUUGACCAAAGUUUUGUGGGUUUGAGCACUUUGUAACGGUUAUUUGUUGUGGACUAUCACAUCUCGCGCGUGUAUUAAUGGACUAGAAGCGAACUCAUUUGAUAUAAUGAGUCUGAUAUAACAGACUGUGAAGACUUCAUCACUGGUGAGAUUUGUCUCCAGAAAGGCAUGUUCCCUGGCUCCACGCCGGUUGGAGCAUCUCUGAGGCUCCGGUCGGGAAGGUUUUGCCUGCGCUGGGACACUUUUGGACCAUAGAGGAGAUGAGAACCGCGCGGAUCCACUUUCUCUUCUGCUGCUUCUCCCUGCUUUCAGCAGCCUUUGAUGAAGCGCCGAUUCCCAAAGAGCUGAUCGAGCGACUCUCCAACAGCGAGAUCCGCAGCAUCAGCGACCUCCAGCGGAUCCUGGAGAUUGACUUCGUAGAGAAUGAGGUGUUGGAGGAAGUCAAACAAGGCCACCAUAAGGAGCAUCUCUAUGACAACAGACACUUCAAGAACUCACACGUACCCUCUAGACGCAAAAGAAGCAUUGAGGAGGCAGUGCCAGCCGUUUGUAAGACUCGCACAAUGAUCUACGAAAUCCCACGCAGUCAGGUGGACCCCACAGCUGCCAAUUUCCUGAUCUGGCCUCCAUGUGUCGAGGUGAGACGAUGCUCAGGCUGCUGCAACACCAGCAACAUGUGUUGCCACCCCUCCAAAAAGCACCACAGGAAUGUGAAAGUGGCCAAGGUGGAGUACGUACGCAGGAGACCAAAGCUCCGGGAGGUGCAGGUGCAGCUGGAGGAUCAUCUCGAAUGUGUGUGCACGUCCAAACAUCACACAGAGUCCUGCAUACACACAGCAGAUAUAAGGUGAGUGUGGCACUCGAUAAAAAGCAAUCAGAGGAGGGGAGUGGCAGCCAUUGCAUCCAAUCAGAUAACUGGGACUGCACAACAGCCAGUGAGCGAUAUCAUCUGGAAAGAUGUGGCAGGCACAAGCUGUUCAACCCUGAAUUAAUCAGGGAGGCCUUUUUGGAUCACUUUGGACUUUUGAUGCACCUUUUAGAAGAGACCCAGACAGACUUUGACUUUGGACUAAAAAUCAAAGGAACUAGACUGCAGUAACAGAGACUCACAGAGCCUGGACAUGAACUUUCGUAGAUGUCGAAAUUCCGACAUCCGUUUCUAGAACCUUUUAAAGGAGCAUCUAUUAUGACUGUAUUUGUAUAUCAAAAUUUAUUUUCUCUAGCAAAUAUCUGUAUCAUCUUAUUUUUGUAACUGCUGAUUUUCUAUCAACACUGAUUUUCUCUUGUAUAUGCCGUAGAAUGAACAAGUACAACAAAACACAAACUACAGUAACUAAUACUAAUAAAGAGCAUACACUGAGUAUACAUUUUACUGAGUUUGUUUGACAGACUGUGCCAAAGAUAUUGAUUAUGGUUUGUGAUAUAUGUGCAAUCUAAUGGUGACAAUGAAAGACAACUAUAAAUGAAAGCUCAUUACUCUGUGUUCUAACCAGGAGCGAUGUGAUAAAGCGAUAAGCAAUUAUCUCUAUCAUGUUAAUCUAAAUUUCUGUCCUAACUACCUGUGACUGUGACAGGCGACAAGAUAUUUUUGUUGGUUUGGUUUCUAUUUAGGUUGUGCUGGGUAGCCCCACCCACAAUUAA
This is a messenger RNA of Myxocyprinus asiaticus (Chinese sucker), 2026 nucleotides long. RefSeq names its product platelet-derived growth factor subunit A-like. Gene Ontology annotation, molecular function: platelet-derived growth factor receptor binding; growth factor activity. The coding region runs from base 646 to 1236 and encodes 196 amino acids. Lineage: Eukaryota; Metazoa; Chordata; Actinopteri; Cypriniformes; Catostomidae. Gene Ontology annotation, biological process: positive regulation of protein autophosphorylation; positive regulation of cell population proliferation; positive regulation of cell migration. The record is from RefSeq and is a predicted model, not a curated record. The transcript has 6 exons. Gene Ontology annotation, cellular component: membrane.